GAGGCUUCAGUUGUGGCGAAGGGGUCCUUGUCUUGCGAGAGAUGAAGUCCCUUUUGCGUAAUCCCCCGUCGUGCCUGCAGCCUUCGAUCGAGCCCCGCAGCACCACCAUACCCCGAAAGAAUGGGUGUGUGAAUGUUCCCACCGAUCCUCCUCGUCCCUCAACGCUCAACUUGUUCGCGUUGGCGUCGCCUUUGGCUUGCGGUCGAAGUGGGCAACUAAGGAGGGAGGGAGGGAGAGAGCGAGAGAAGUGGUAGAUAUGGAUGCAGGCAGUACGUUUUGGUGAUUGCGUGAGUGAGGCGCUUGACGUGGGGAGCUUGGGUUCUGAGUUUUUAUGAUCGUGGGUGCGGUUGGUUUGGGGAUGAAGCGGCUGUAGCAAUUGGGAAGGGGCGAGCUUCUGAGGAGUGAGGGUGUUGUGUUUUCAAUUUGUUGGAGUAGCGAUGGCGCUCGUUUCUCUCAGCGGUCGGUGCAACCCACCUUCCACAAUGGUCGCGCAACCGUGUGUGUUUUCGGUACACUCCUCGCCAUUGUCUCUCGCUCCCACGCUCCGGAAUUCCUCGCCAUGUACAUUAACCGUUGGUGGGAGAGGUCACAAUGUCUCACCCUACGUUCCUUCGUGUUCAGCCAUGUUCUCCAGUUUGGACAGCGCAAAUUUGCAUCUGUUCGGGGGUCUGAAGGAUAAAUGCAUUAGAAAUUUCCAAAGAAGGUGUGUAGUCACGGAAGUUUUAAGUGUCACAAGUAGUAAUGAUGAGGAUCUAUCAGAAGCUGAUUCGGAAGAGAAGAGCUCUGGGCCACGGGCGAAAUUCCUGGCUCAGCGGGUGGAAACAUAUGAACUAGAAGAAGUGCAGAAGCCACUUGCGGAGUACAUGGCUUUACCUGCGAGCCAGUACUCUGUGUUGGAUGCGGAAAGAAUCGAGCGAGUAGACGACACUAUGUUCAAGUGCUAUGCCCAUCGUUUCAAGUUCUUCAACUUCGAGGUUGGGCCUGUGCUGUUGGUGAAGGUGGAUACGCAGCCGGAUGGGUGCUGCAUCCGCCUUAUCUCCUGUACCCUUGAAGGUUCUCCAAUUGUGGUUGCGCAGAAUGAGAAAUUCUCCGCAAGUAUGGUGAACAGGGUAUCGUGGUCAGUAAGCGAGAAGUCACCUACUGCACGGAAGCUUAUUUCGGAUACUACUCUUGAGGUUACGGUUGAGAUUAUCAAACCCUUUCGUGCUAUUCCUGUUUCGGUCAUUGAAGGGAGUGGCAACAAGGUGAUGUCGCAGCUGCUGAAGGUCAUGUUGCCAAGGUUCUUGUCUCAGCUUGGGAAAGAUUAUUAUGCCUGGGCGUCGGGAGAUACCUCGCGGAAGCCUGUUGGCACCGGAGAGUUGUAGGUUUUCACCAUGAUGGUCAUGUCGUGCUUGUCCUUUUUUUUUCCCUCCUCACCGGAUUCUUUCAAUUCUGUGUGGAUAGAGAAGAUCGCCAGCAUCACUAGAAUAUUGUCAACUUCAUCUCGAUGAUUAAGACGAUGUGUUACACCUAGUUUGAAAUUUCUACGGGACAUAAUGAUAGGUAAGACUAUGCAAGCUUAAGAUUGCUUUGCAUGUCAUCACGACAUUGAUGAGGUCAUAGCUUUUGGCGUGGGCCGAGUGUGAACACGUGACGAAGCUAAUUCAUAAAAUUUUACAUUUGCAGCCAAAAAUGAGUUCUUUAUGUUGGGCAUGUCUGUUCGGUUUUAGUGGAAGUCGCAAUGCACCAACAUAUUACAGGAGAAAGAGAGUUAGAGAGAGAGGUUUCUGUAAAUAAAUCUCUGAAUUCGAGCGGUUGGAUUCCUGCA
This is a messenger RNA of Physcomitrium patens, 1807 nucleotides long. RefSeq lists its product as uncharacterized. NCBI's taxonomy places the organism in Eukaryota, Viridiplantae, Streptophyta, Bryopsida, Funariales, Funariaceae. The record is from RefSeq and is a predicted model, not a curated record.